UUGGCAGCGGACAACCUGAGAUUGAGCGGACUCGUGGUGGAGUGAAAGAGUUCGUAUCCAGUAUCAGCUUCCCGCCUCCGGCCCCGGUGUCCCGCCGAUCCUGCCCUCACUGUCCCAUGACCUUCGUAAACGAGCAAGGCCUUGGGAUCCACGUGAGGACGCAGUACAGCAGUGCAAACAUGUCCAACGGCGUACGGCUGCGGCGGAUGCUACGAAAAAAUCUCGAAGGGCGUGUCCUGCCGUGGGAAGAAGCCGGGUCUAGGCGUUGUUGGCACGUGAGGGUCGAUGAUGCGACGGGGGCGGCUUCGUUUGUCCUCCAGCGGAAGCGCUUUCUCGAUCUAGACUUGGAAAGCGACGGCUUUAUGGACCGCGAAACCAAGGAAACUCGUGGAGCUCCCAAGCGCAGGCGAUACGACUAUAGGUUCAAAGCCAAUGCUGUCAACCAGCUGCGCAUCCUCGAGGACAACGCCGCGGACCUCUGGAAGGAGGAGGAGCGCACGCCUCUUCAGUACUUAGAGGAUCGUCUCAAGGUGCACAACAGCAACAUCGUGAAGUGGGCCAAGGACGAGAAGAACACUUUGCUAGAGAAAAAUGGGACGGCGAAAUAAGAACAUGGCCAAUAAGAACACGUGCUCGGGUUGGGGCAGCCAAUAAGAACUGAGCCUCGCUCAAAAUAGGAGGUUCUUAAGUGCGGGCCUCAACUG
Messenger RNA from Ectocarpus sp. CCAP 1310/34, 704 nucleotides. NCBI's taxonomy places the organism in Eukaryota, Phaeophyceae, Ectocarpales, Ectocarpaceae. The record is from the annotation of a GenBank genome assembly.